AGGACUCCUCAGGAAUGGAAAUGGACCACAUGCUUACAGUGUCCAUGGUGCCUGAUGCUUUAGCUCUUGAGAAAGAAAUGUUUAUAAAAACCACAUUGCCGCCAUCUACUACUUCCACUACCACCACCACUACAACCACCAUGACCACAACAACCACCACGACGAUCCCACCUCCAGAUACUAGAGUGGCCAACAGGGGACCUUUAUCUGAGUUUGAUCUCAGUGGGAAGAAGCGCUUCACAGCUCCCCAUGUGAACUACAUCCAGAAGGAUCCAGGUGCUCCCUGCUCCCUAACCGAGGCUCUGGAGUACCUUCAGUUCGACAUCCUGGAAGACGUGAUAAAGAAGGACAGCAUGGCAGCCAAUCAGAAUCAGCCUCCUAAACACAAGCCUCAUAACCUCACAGUGGUGGCCAUGGAAGGCUGUCACUCUUUUAUCAUCCUGGACUGGGCUCAACCUCUGAAAGAUGAUAUGGUCUCAGGCUACAUGGUUCACAGUGCUUCAUACGACGACGUCCUCAACAAUCGAUGGGCCACCAAAGCCUCCGAAGGGACACAUUUGGCUGUGGAGAAUCUCAAGCCCAACUCCAGGUACUACUUUAAAGUGCAGGCCAAGAAUGUGUUCGGUUUGGGACCAUUCAGUGAAACACUCACCUAUGUAACUGAGUCAGAUGAUCCAUUUCUGAUUGAAAGGCCACCUGGUGGAGAACCRAUCUGGAUCCCUUUCACCUUCAAGUACAACCCGAUCCACAGCAGCUGCAAAGGCAGUCAGUACGUCAAGAGAACAUGGUACAGGAAGUUUGUGGGCGUGGUUCUGUGUAAUUCUCUACGAUAUAAGAUCUUCAUGGGAGACGGACUAAGAGAACCUUUUUACAGUAUAGGAGACACACUUGGACAGGGAGAAGACCAUUGUCAGUUUGUGGACUCCUACAGGGAUGGAAGAACGGGCCCGGUUGAUUACUCAUUUAAUCUCCCCUCAGCACAAGGAUAUUAUCGUGCCUUCAGACAGGAGCCCGUUACAUUUGGGGUUAUUGGCCGCCGCACAGCCCAUCAGUUCGUAGGCUGGUAUGAAUGCGGCGUUCCCAUCCCUGGGAAGUGGUAACUCCGGGAGAAGACGAGAGUUGCAGCUCUGCAUCCUGCUGCUGCUGCUCAUUUAAAAACAGACUUUUUGCCUGCAAGCUCAAAAAGACACCACUACAACUUCAUUACAGCUUUAUUACA
Austrofundulus limnaeus is the source of this 1219-nucleotide messenger RNA. RefSeq names its product fibronectin type III domain-containing protein 1. The record is from RefSeq and is a predicted model, not a curated record. Gene Ontology annotation, molecular function: protein binding. Lineage: Eukaryota; Metazoa; Chordata; Actinopteri; Cyprinodontiformes; Rivulidae.